Molecule: messenger RNA, 2490 nt
Organism: Exophiala spinifera
Lineage: Eukaryota; Fungi; Ascomycota; Eurotiomycetes; Chaetothyriales; Herpotrichiellaceae
Exons: 1
Coding region: 1-2490 (829 amino acids)
Source: RefSeq, a predicted model, not a curated record
AUGGCUCACUCAGCUUACCACCCAGGUGUAUCCUUCUUCAUCAACUUCUACAAUCUUGAUCCGUCAAGUAACGACCAAUGCAUAUUUUACACCCAAAAGGGGACAAGAUGCAAGUGGCCGUGUAGCGACAUCGGGCAGGCCAUCACGCUCCGUGGAGCUAUCAUUGCAGCAGCCUCGGAUGGGCUUCCUAGUCUCGAUCUGCUUGAAGAUUAUGUCUUGAGCAAUUGCUGCAUGACGAGUAAAGCGCGUCAUCGGAGGCGCAUUGAAGACUUUGAUCUUUUGACACCACUCGCACUCCGAUGGCAAGAUGAGAUCCGGACUCAUGCUGCCGGCCGAUUCAAUCAUGCCCCUCCAGUCCCUCCCAUCCCUAGACAAAGUACAGCAUCCUACCCUGUCACUGGGAGCACAUUAUACGCUCAAGUCACCUACCCAACGUCUUUUGGUGACAGCACAACACCCUCCGGACCUGCAGUGAAUCCAUACAGCUCACCAACACCUUCUGUUCCGGCACUUGUGAGCAGUAUCCCCAUACCUGCAACCAGCACUACUCCAUUGCCGUCGACUCCCAAUCACCUUACAACACAUUACGCUCCCGGUGGUGGGACAUUCUACUAUCAAGCCAAUGCCCCCAUGCCCUAUGGUGUCGCUCCAGCACCCUCCGCGCCUGUAAUGAGCUCACAAACAUACCGAUACAGCUCAACAAUACCUUCUGCUCCAGCACCUGGGAACAGCGUCUCUAUCCAACCUGCCUAUUCCACUCCGUUUCCAUCGACUCCUGAUCAUCCUACAACGAACUAUGCCCCGACUAACACCCCAUUGCACUAUCAAGCGAAUCAUCCCACGUCUUUUGGUCUCGAGGCAACACCUUCCGUGACUGGUGCGAGCCUAUCACCUUACCAAGAGGGCUCUCCGCGAUCUCCAAUCACUACCAAAAUGGCAUCUUUAGAUUUAGGAAGUCGACCACAACCUCGCGAUGUUCGUUCUCCUGAGGUCAAUACCUCUGCAAGAUCCACCUCGGUCGGACCCACAUCUGUUUCUCAGUCCCCGCUGUCCGAAUUCCGUAUACAUAUAACAAAACCCCUCCGUGGUCACUCUGUCUCCCGGAAACUCCUCGAUCCUCUUGAAAAACGAGACUUCGAGACUGGUUCGCUUUAUAUUUUCGCCCGGGAUUCCUCUCCAGGCUAUGUCAAGAUCGGCUGGACCGCGGACACUGUCCAGAAGCGUCUCGAUAGAUGGUCGGAAAGUUGUGGAUACACUCCGAACCUAUUGUUCGAGGUGAACUGUGUCCCUUAUGCCCAGCGUGCCGAGACUCUCACGCACCACGAGUUGAUUAACGAAUGGCGCUGGGAGAAGUGUUGCCCGAGGUGUCAGAAACCUCACAUCGAGUGGUUCGAGACUACCAGAGAAAGAGCAGAGCAGGUACUUAGAAACUGGGCGGAUUUUAUGAUAAAGGCUGAGCCAUAUAGCUCGGAAGGGACGUUGAAAAAUCACUGGAGGAAAGUUAUGGAGACGAUGGAGAGAAACGGGGAGAAGGUUACUGGUAAAGCGCUGCUAGACCACUAUGAGGCUUCUUUGGUUGGGGAGGCACCGGACGCUGAGGAUCCAGUGGAACUGGAACACACACCGAAGGUAGAUUCUGGAGGGAUGCCGAAGGUGCGACGCCAGGAGCCACUCCCUUCGUCACUUCAAUCCUCGGCGUUACCACCAAACGCAAUCUCAUCGCAAGAGAAAAUACUAACUUUAAGCGCUGGCACCGAGGAAGCCACUGCAACACCUACGAGUCCCGGCUCCGACACCAACCCUACGGUCGUUGGUGCCUCAUCUCAACUCGAGAUCGACUCACUGUCCCGCCCAGCCGAAUCCUUGGUUACAGCCGACCAAGGAAAUUCUCAGCCGAAUACCCAUACCAGCACCGACGCAAGCACAGAGGCGAAUUCUCCGCGUCCCAGCUUCUCCGGCCCUCCUGCGGUCAAUAUAUCAGGCUUAUCUGCCAUAUCUACCUCCCCUGGACGUAAAGCCGAGCAGCUCUCUGAUCCUCGAGCGCCACUUGUAAUGGUCAUCCUGCAGGACCUGCUUUCCUUGAACAUCGACGAGCUCGAGGAAGCAGCGGAGACUCUGGCUUCAAUCAUACAGCGUCGGCAGAAUGCUGAAAAGGAGGGCCAAGGGGAGUCCGAAAGCAAGCUUCUCGGCUACAAUGGAGAGAACCGUAUGAAGGAGGGGGAGGAGGAGGAGGUGGUGGAGGAGCUUGAAUCUCACGAUGAAGAGGAAGCGGGAGCAGGAUCAAAUGAAGAAGAUGCAGAUGAAACGCUAGUAGAAGACCAGAUACAGUUGUUCUCAGAGAAAGAGGCUGCUGUCAAGAUUGCAGAUGGCCUCUGCAAGGAAUUUUCGCCUGGAGAAGCAACAGAAGACCCAAAGGCUUUGGACCCAAACUUCAAGAAGGUGUUGGAUAGUGAAACGCCGCCGGCUGUUGGGGCUGUUGCGCUGGCAUGA